This is a messenger RNA of Mycena indigotica, 1827 nucleotides long. RefSeq names its product alpha-1,2-Mannosidase. Bases 1 to 1827 code for a protein of 608 amino acids. Gene Ontology annotation, cellular component: endoplasmic reticulum; membrane. The record is from RefSeq and is a predicted model, not a curated record. Gene Ontology annotation, biological process: N-glycan processing; carbohydrate metabolic process. The transcript is spliced from 10 exons. Lineage: Eukaryota; Fungi; Basidiomycota; Agaricomycetes; Agaricales; Mycenaceae. Gene Ontology annotation, molecular function: mannosyl-oligosaccharide 1,2-alpha-mannosidase activity; calcium ion binding.
AUGCGCAAGCGGAGUAUCCAGAUCCUAGCGCUGCUGGCCGGCUCUGCGCUGGUCAUACAUCUCUAUGUCUCGCAAACCUUCAGCUUCUCGGGGACGGAUGGAGAGUGGUUUGACUUGGACUACAGACCGAUGGGCAACGACGGUCACGCCGCACACGAGCAACACCACGAGCAAGGCAUGGGACAGAAGAGGCCAUAUCCUCCGCCUAAACGGCCACCGCCUGGUAAGGGGACAAGUGGAGGUGUGGGCGGAGACGCGGCUGCCGUAGAGAGAACACUGCUUCAGGCCGACAUACGGAAACGCGACGCGGUAGUAAGGGCAUUCCAGUACGCCUGGUCAGCCUAUGCGACCGACGCCUUUGGAUACGACGAAUACCACCCGAUGACCCACAGCGGAUACAAUCUCGGUGGAGGAGGCGGAAUUGGCUACACAAUCGUUGACGCAAUUGACACCAUGCUGCUUAUGGACCUCAAGCCCGAGUACGCACAGGCGAAAAAAUGGGUCAAGGAACACCUGACAUUUGACCGUCAAGGUCAAUUCAGCACAUUCGAGACAACUAUACGUGUUCUGGGCGGGCUGCUGUCGGCGUAUCAUCUCAGCGGAGACAAUAUGUACCUCACGCAUGCGACCGACCUGGGCGAACGGUUCUUGUCCGUGUUCGACACCUCCUCUGGCAUGCCAUACUCGACCGUCAACCUGGGAGGAAAGAGUGGAGGCGGGUCAGCACUCAGUGUCAGCGAAGUCGCAACACUGCAACUGGAGUUCAGGUACCUCGCGGAAGCGAGUGGCCGUGAAGAGUUCUGGAGGCCGGUGGAGAAGGUCAUGAAACUUUUGGCCAAAGCAAGGCUCCCGAGCGCAUUGGUGCCGUAUGGCGUGAGUAUGUACGACGGGUCGUUCUCUCAGACGACGAUUCGUAUGGGCAGUAAUGCCGACUCAUACUACGAAUACCUGCUGAAACAAUAUUUGCAAACGUCUCAAACUGAACCCGUUUUGCGCACCAUGUACGCCGAUGCGAUGGCAGGCAUCCGCAAGUACCUCCUCAAGACGACGCCAGCAAAAAAGCUAACUUAUAUCGCGGAGCUUAAACCCUCUGGCGGCAGCAGCGACUGGAAAGCGCCUGAUGCAUGGACUCCACAGCCCAAGCAGGAGCAUCUCGCCUGUUUCCUUGCUGGGUCAUUGAUGCUGGGGGCCACAAAAGUCCAUAGGGUUGAUCCAACUAAACCUGUCUCUCGCCCACCGCUAAUGACUGAGUUGACACCAACUGGCCAAGCAGACUGGCAUGCGGGUGUAGAUAUCCUGGAUGGAUGCAUGGACACACUUAAUACCGCUACCGGACUUUCUCCGGAAGGCGUAACCUUCCGUACCAAAGAGCAGCCUGGCCCAAAGGAAUUCCCUGAACGCGACUGGUAUAUCAACGGGGCCCACCAAUACCAAAACCCGCCGUAUGACGCGCGGUACAUGCUUCGGCCCGAAAUCAGCGAGUCGAUUUUCCUCGCCUACCGACUGACAGGCGUCGAGCGCUACCGCGCCACCGCCUGGAAACUGUUCAGCGCGAUCGAGCGGUACUGCAAGCUUCCCGAGGGCGGGUACGCGACGGUGAUGGACGUCGACGACAUCAACGUGACGUACGACAACAAGCAGGAGACGUUCUUCCUGAGCGAGACGCUCAAGUACCUAUUCCUCACGUUCGCGGACGAGGCGGUGCUUGACCUGGACCGCAUUGUGUUCAACACCGAGGCGCACCCGCUGCCCGUGUUCGUUCCGAACAAAGUGAAGCCGCAGUUCAGCGAGAAGGAGUAUGUGCCCACGGGCAUGGCGGAUGAUUAG